Oncorhynchus gorbuscha (pink salmon) is the source of this 1610-nucleotide messenger RNA. Its product is annotated as dnaJ homolog subfamily B member 12-like. Lineage: Eukaryota; Metazoa; Chordata; Actinopteri; Salmoniformes; Salmonidae. The record is from RefSeq and is a predicted model, not a curated record. The transcript is spliced from 2 exons. Bases 16 to 336 code for a protein of 106 amino acids.
UAAUACUUUGGCGUGAUGUCACUCAGGAAGUUGAACCACCCGUUUGUCCCAAUGUCACUUCCUGUGCUGCGUUGCAGUGGUACGGGCCACAUACACCGGAGGCAGACACAGACCCUGAAGGUGCCUUACUAUGUAGGAGCUAGCUUCACCGAGCGAUAUUCUGGAAAAGACCUGAAGACCGCAUCUCCAACCUCAGGAAUAGUUGCUGGAAGGAGACGAAACAGAAGGAAGGCUUGCUGUACCUUGCUCAUCAUUUCGGAGACUGACUUGUACCAAAGGGCUCAGCAGAUGGGAGGCCUACGACUGUCGGAGAUUCAGAUCAGGAUACAGGGAUAAGAACCCACAGACAUACAGAAGGGUACAUUUUAAUGGUGGGCACCAAUAUCUAAAAUUCCCACAGACAUACAGAAGGGUACAUUUUAAUGGUGGGCACCAAUAUCUAAAAUUCCCACAGACAUACAGAAGGGUACAUUUUAAUGGUGGGCACCAAUAUCUAAAAUUCCCACAGACAUACAGAAGGGUACAUUUUAAUGGUGGGCACCAAUAUCUAAAAUUCCCACAGACAUACAGAAGGGUACAUUUUAAUGGUGGGCACCAAUAUCUAAAAUUCCCACAGACAUACAGAAGGGUACAUUUUAAUGGUGGGCACCAAUAUCUAAAAUUCCCACAGACAUACAGAAGGGUACAUUUUAAUGGUGGGCACCAAUAUCUAAAAUUCCCACAGACAUACAGAAGGGUACAUUUUAAUGGUGGGCACCAAUAUCUAAAAUUCCCACAGACAUACACGCAUAUAAUUUAAUUCUACACACAAAUCACAAUUGCUGCUGCCAGACUCUUAUUAUGAUUGCUAAAUACUGCACAAUUUAAACACUUGCCCCCAAAUCCCCCCUUCCCCAAAACAUGUAAAUAUUGGACUAUAGAUUGUUCCUUCCUGUAUUAUACUUUUGGUCAAAUGUUUAUUCUCUUCUACUGAGCCAUUUACUUUAUGUUGGUAUUCUUAUAUUUUAUUAUUUCUUAUUGUUGUUGCAUUGUCCAGAAGGAAGAUGCAAGUAAGCAUUUCAUUGGCUGGUGUAUACCACAUGUAUCCUGUAUGACUAAUAAAACUUGAAAAAUAUAUCAGUAUCGCUUGAUACUGUUUUGACCUCAAUAUUGUUUGAUUUGGGUUUGAUAUCGAUAUGAGCAAGACAUAUCACGCUAUCCUUCCUGUUAACCUAUGCUAUUAUGUUUUUUUUAAAGCAUAAAUGACUGUUUCUGCAUGCACAAAAUCCUCUCGCAGAUGUUCACAUGCUCUCAACUUUAUAUACUUAACGUGAGCAUUUGUCUCCAAUAAAACAAUUGCUUGGACAUGUGGUGCGGCAGGUAGCCUAGUGGAUAGUGUUGGGCCAGUAACCGAAAGGUCGCUGGUUAGAAUACCCAAGCUGACAAGGUGAAGUAUGUCUGUGCCCUUGAGCAAGGCUCAAGGGGCGCCGUACUACCAUGGCUGACUCUGUAAAACACAUUUUACUGCAUCUGUGACAAUACAUUUGUUUUUUUCUGGUUUCGGCAAUUUAGUUGAUUUGGCAAUGUGAAACCAACCGGACCAAAUGUAAAUAAAAUACUAUAGCUCAGAA